Brassica napus (rape) is the source of this 1396-nucleotide messenger RNA. RefSeq lists its product as uncharacterized. NCBI's taxonomy places the organism in Eukaryota, Viridiplantae, Streptophyta, Magnoliopsida, Brassicales, Brassicaceae. The transcript has 4 exons. Bases 672 to 1379 code for a protein of 235 amino acids. The record is from RefSeq and is a predicted model, not a curated record.
AUUGGCAAGUCAGCGAAAACAUUGUUAAUUAAUUCUAAAGUCAAUGAAAGUUUGGUGUUUUUUUGGUCAGCCCAAAAGUUCAUGUUUCUUUUGGCAAUUGGUGCAAAGUUAAGGUUUUUUUGGCCGAAUUCUCAAUAAAGAAGAAGUCAAUUGACAUUUCUGUGAUUGACACCUGUCUUUUAAGAUUUUCUUUUUUGAAAAAAUUAUUUACUUUAAAAACAAAAAAAGAAAACAUCUUUUUAUUGAAAAAUAUGUAACUGUAUACAACUUUGGUUUUGUCAUAAACCCAAUAAGAUAUAAUUUGUUCAAUACACGUGACAACUCCCUUUUUUAGUUUGGAAAUCUGAGUACAAUUUUUCUCCACUAAAACUAUUUCUUAAUUUAUUUUAUUUUUUUCUUCAAGCACAAUAUCUUUCACAUUCUUCCCCACUAUCCCGUAAAUCCAGCCAUCAACUUCACGAUCUGAUACUCUAUCAUCAACUACCUCUCUUAUAUAUACAAAUAUGAAAACCUAUCGCCGGAAAAAAACCCACUAUCGUUUUAGCAAAAGGUAUAGUGACCUUUUGGAUUUUUCUGAUUUUAUAAUCUGCUAUCUUGAAUUUCUUUCCCCAUUUUUUCCUAUAUCAAAUUGCCGACUCUAAUCUUAAUUUUUUCCAGGUAUUGUUCUAGCUAUGAGCAAGAUGAAGCUUGCCUUCACUCCUGUUGCUCAGUUAAAGCCAGAUUCUGAAAACGAAAUCUGGAAAAUUAAGGUUCGAGUAGUCCGUAUGUGGCGAUUUCAGAAUGGCGUUAAGCCUGGAGAUGUUGGUGGAAUCGAUUUAAUACUUUUGGAUGAUAAGGGAGAUCGUAUACAAGCUUGCAUUAGAGAAAAACUGAUAUCUAAGUUCGAGGACGAUUUGGGAGAAGGAAAAUGUUGUAUUAUGAUGAACUUUAAGUUGUCUCCUAAUCUUGGGAAUUACAGAGGAACACCACAUCCUUUCAAGAUAUUUUUCACUUGGUCAACACACGUUAAGAAGAAUUGCGAGGAGAUUCCAAACGAUUCACUUCGUUUUAAUUGCAUAUCUUUUGAUGACCUUCUUUCACAGAAGCAUGAUGAGAAAGUUUUUGUAGAUGUAAUUGGAGAAAUUGUUGGACCUUGCGAUCUGAAAGAAAUUACAGUUCGUAAUGUUCCAUGUAAAAUUUUAAAUCUUCAACUCAAGGAUUGUGGUGAUUCAAUCAUUAAUUGUGUAUUUUGGGAAAAAUAUGCUGAAGACAUCCAUUCCUAUGUUCAAUCCUUUUUUGGUGGAGCUAUAGUUCUGCUUUGCAGUCUUAUGAGAAUUAAUAUUUAUAAUGGUAAAUCUGUUCAUAUUACUAUACUUUUAUUAAAAAAGACAAAUAUUUAACUCACGAUCCAAAGUGG